Cetraspora pellucida is the source of this 1335-nucleotide messenger RNA. The record is from the annotation of a GenBank genome assembly. NCBI's taxonomy places the organism in Eukaryota, Fungi, Glomeromycota, Glomeromycetes, Diversisporales, Gigasporaceae.
AUGGUAUAUCAACAAAAUCUUAAUAAAAUUGAAGCAGAUGGUAAUAAUCUUCUUGGUCAACCAGUGGAUGCUAAAGAUAAAGAGGAAGCUUUGUUAAAUAAUUCAUUUGAUCUUGAAGAAUGCUAUAUUGAUACUGAAUAUAUAUGGUUGGGAUUAUUAGAAAUUGUUUCAAAUCUCGAUGAUGUUAAAACAUUUUUAGAAUAUGCUAAAAAUAGUCAAAUUGAGACAACUGUUCAUAAUGAUAAUAAACUGUAUAUUGAUCCAUCCACACUAAACAAGGCACAAGCACAGAUUUAUGACUAUGUAAUUAUAUACUAUUCUAGAAUUCUUAAGGAAAAGUCAAUCAAUUCAAUAGAACCUUUAUAUGCUAUUGUUAUGGAUAUGGCUGGUACCAGCAAAUCAUAUGUUAUUAAAGCUAUUCGCAAUCAUAUUUUGGCAUUAGUACAAGAAUAUAGAAUUAAUUCAGAAGAGGAACCACUAAUAUUAGUUCUUGCACCAAUUAGCAUUGUGACUUUCAACAUAAAUAGUCAUACAAUUCACUCUGCACUUCAAAUAUCUAUAAAUUUUAAUAAUAUAGAACUUACCUUUUACAAAAAUAAAGACAUGCUAUUUGAAGGAUGUUCUGUGUUGUUUUUUGGUGAUUUCAGUCAACUACCACCUGUUAUGGACCUUCCAAUAUAUGUGUUAGAUUCAAGACUACAUGAUCAUAUUUUAGAAGCAGGUUGUAAGAUCUAUGCUGAAUUUAAUAAGGCAUUUAAAUUAGAGACAAUACAAGUUUACACAUUAGUGUUACCAACAGAAUAUACUACAUUUAAAAAUGCUAUUCGACUAUUUACAAUUUGGGACCAUGUCGAUAAGUAUAAUAUUACUAAAUUAAAAAACCUUAAUCAACCUGUCACUAAAAUAAAAGCUGUUAAUAGUGGUACUGGUACUAGAAAUGUAUCUCCUGAUGCAACAAAUAGUCUUGAGCCUGUUCUAUUUCUGUCAAUUAGGGCUCAUAUAAUGCUUAUUUCUAAUCUCUGGACUAACCAAGGAUUAGUAAAUAGAGCAAUGAGUACAGUCAUUAAUAUUAUAUAUGAACUAGGAAGGUUACUGCUUUCAUUACCUACAGUCAUUUUGCUCAAAAUAGAUAACUAUGCAGGUCCAAUGUUAUCUGUAUUAAACAAUAAUCAGGAAUUUGCAACAGGUCUUACAUUUGUAGGUAUAUUAUGGGUUUAUACCCUUACCGAUAUUAUUUUUGAUAGUGUCUUUUCUUUUGACAGAUUACAAAAAUUAAGGCAAAGUGCACAUUUGCAACAAAGAUUAAUAAAAGAACAAAAAUUACUUUCUUUAUGA